AACAGCCCCUCGAAAGUUUUUGAAAUCCCCCUCUCUCUCUCUCUCUCUCUCUGCCAUAUGCGCUGGUCUUUUGCUGUUCCAAAGUCCCAAACUUUCCCUUUGUUUCUCUCAAAACUUUCUCGGAAAACAAACAGGAAAAACCCCCUAAUUUGCCCACCCCAAAACCCUGGGUUUUCUCCGCAAAUGAUUUCAACUCACGGUCAACGCCGAAACAAACUCUAACUACGGACGAAAGAAGAUGACCGGCCAACAGAACAACCCCCAAGGAGGAACUUCCGGCGGUGGCGAUUUUGGGAAGUUCCAUGGAGUCCAGCCGGAGCGUGAUUUGGAAGCUAAUUGGGAAGUCGAUCUUGCCAAAAAGCUUGAGGACUACCUCUUAAAGAUUUGCUCCGGUGAAAUUACUGGCUCCCAAGACGAUGACGGUCAUAGCUCAGUGAAUUUCGCCGAAGCUGCAUUGCUGCUUCAGGGUUCAGUUCAAGUGUAUAGCCGGAAAGUAGAGUAUCUAUACAACUUGGUUUUGCAUGCUUUGGAGUUUCUCUCUCAAAAGAGGCAACAAGAUCAACCUGAUGGUGCAUCCGAUCAGGCCGAACAGAGCGCUGCACAUGCUGCAUCGGACGAGGACCGUGAUAAAUUUUGGGACUUAGAUGACAUCCCAGUGGAAGUGAAGACUAGCUUAGAUAAUUCGUCCAACAGAGACACUCUGGUUAACCAAUUUGUGAAGCCCCCUGCGAAUUUAGUUGUUCUUGAAGGUGAUUGCUUAGACACAUCUGGUGAUGGCAGCGAGUUAGAGUCCUAUCUGUUGUCAACAAAUGAUCUCUACCAGGAUUUCAUUCUAUUAGAUCCAUAUGAUUCGGUGGCAGUCGAUGAUUAUUUGAAGGGUAAUGUCGCUGGUAAAGGUGAACAUGGCACUAAUAAGGGCAGUUCAAGGCGCAAGACCUGUCAGUCUCCCACAAGGCAUUCAGGGGGGACUGCACGUAAAUCAUCUCACAGAAAGAAUGCGGAUACUAAUGUUAAUCAAACUCCUAGGGCUGAUUGCGAUUUUGGUGUUGAUGAACGUAAUAUGGGGCAUGAUCCAUCUGUCGCCGAUGACUUUGGAAAUGUAGAUCAUGGAUUUGAUAUGGAUGAUAGGCAUUCAGAACCUAGAGACUUAGAUGAUUCAGACGACGAUAAUAAUGAUCCAUGGGAACCUCUGAAUCCCCAUGAACCCGGAAACUUGAAAGUGAGGCCUUUCAGAAAAGUAAAAGCUUCCAGAAAGCAUGCGGUAAAUAAGAGUAGUCUCAUAACUACUUUGUUUCCACUCGCUAGAUUGCAUGGGACCAUUAGUCCCGAACUUACAGAAAUGUGGGAGAAGCAGCAGAAUGCCUUUGGAAAACAAAGGGAAUCCAAGUCUCCUCCGUUAUAUGAAAAGCUUCGUCAAUCACUAAUUGGGCGAGGAACUGGAGCUGCUAAUGCUUUUCCUAGUUUCGAAGAAGAUAACGAGGACUAUGGAUAUAAUGAUGAGAAUGUUGAUUUUGGUGGACCCGAUUUCAGCAUGCCAGAGAACAUGCCUAUGGAUGAAGAUUUACCUUUCACGAACGAAAAGCAUUGGGGUGAUGCUGAGUUUGGAAAGAAUGAAAUGUUUAACAAUGGAGAUCCGUGUUCUCAAGCAAGCCUGGAAGAUCUCUGCCGCUCUCACCUGGAUGCAUUGCUUGCGAGCAUAGCUGAAAACGAGAAGCAAACUGAACUGGCUGCUCGAGUUUCAUCGUGGAAACAGAAUAUCGAGCACAACCUGGAAGAGCAGGAUUCACGUCCUCCAUUUGAUAUUCAUGAGUAUGGUGAACGGAUUCUUGACAAAUUCUCGCUUGAUUCCGGAAAAGGAGAUGUCGUGUCGUACGGUGAUCUUGUUGAGGGUCAAGAAAAGCAUGAUGUUGCUCGAUCCUUUUCCGCACUUCUCCAAUUGGUGAACAAUGGAGAUGUUGAUUUAGAUCGAAGCGGACUUGACGGAGAGUCUGUUUGUUAUACGAACGUAAACCCUUUCCAUGUUCGACUCCUCAAGCAUGACAAGAGAAGGGUGGAACUUCGAAUGCCCAAAAAGAGAGUCAAAAUGCCCUUGAGUAGAAAACGUAGAAAAGGCGAUAGAAACACAUCUUCACCCGAGAAAUGUCUACUGGCCAACUCGGAUUCAGAUUACGGUUCAGCAAAGUUGUCGUCACAGCAGAAUCACAAAGCUUCUGCAAAGCUUGGCAGUGUAAGUUGCACUCCAGAAAGCAAGAGGAGACGAAGGUCUCGAUUGGUCGAACCUGUGGACUUGCAAUCGGCAUUGUGACAUAAAACAUGGUAUAGUUGUUGCAACAAUUCAA
Molecule: messenger RNA, 2339 nt
Organism: Hibiscus syriacus
Lineage: Eukaryota; Viridiplantae; Streptophyta; Magnoliopsida; Malvales; Malvaceae
Product: condensin-2 complex subunit H2-like
Exons: 11
Coding region: 239-2305 (688 amino acids)
Biological process (GO): mitotic sister chromatid separation; meiotic chromosome condensation
Cellular component (GO): condensin complex; nucleus
Molecular function (GO): chromatin binding
Source: RefSeq, a predicted model, not a curated record